Molecule: messenger RNA, 1953 nt
Organism: Fusarium venenatum
Lineage: Eukaryota; Fungi; Ascomycota; Sordariomycetes; Hypocreales; Nectriaceae
Product: fungal-specific transcription factor domain-containing protein
Biological process (GO): positive regulation of transcription by RNA polymerase II
Cellular component (GO): nucleus
Molecular function (GO): zinc ion binding; transcription cis-regulatory region binding; DNA-binding transcription factor activity, RNA polymerase II-specific
Source: RefSeq, a predicted model, not a curated record
AUGUCUACCAAAACAUCAAGUGCCAAAAAAUCUUGCAGACGUUCAUCCAUAUCCAAACCAAAGAAUGGAUUGAACCCGCGAUCACGAUCAGGCUGCACAACCUGCAAGGCCAAACACACAAAAUGCGACGAAACAAGACCUGAAUGUCUAAGAUGUGUGAACAAAGGCGUCAAGUGUGGUGGUUAUUGGAAAGAGUUUAAAUGGUCCUUUAAACACCAACCGGGAGAGAUAGAGAUUGACCUCACCACUACAUCACCGACGUCUUCACGCAGAGGAUCUGAAGUUCAGCCCGAGACUUCACCUACAGCGACUUCUUCUACCUUAGUUGAUACCAGUGAGCUUGAUCAGUACCUUCAGAUUGAAGAAUUACCCGUUCAAGACCCCGUUUCUAUUAUGGACGACGACACUUGGGCGACGAGCCCUUGUUCAAAUUCCGAUAGAGACCUCUUGACACGAUCGGGCUCGAUUUCAGAAAACUGCGACAUGACAGUAUCAAACGUCGAAAUGACUUCCCGAUCCCUCACUCCUCCUUUCGAACCGCAAUACUACCAAGCGACGCCACUUACAGUUGGUCUUAUCACCGAUACUUCAUCCCUACUCAUCAGCAACUGGUUCGAACAAGUCUGCACGCUAUGGUCAGGUUUCGACUCGGACUUCAAUCUCAACCGAAAACUGGCGCUUGAGUUGUGCACGGGUUCUCAAUCUGUGUUCAGCUCGCUGCAGAGCAUGUCAGCUGGCUUUCUGUCUACACGGUUACCCCAUAUGAAGCAAUCAGCAGUGUACUUUUUGCAAGCAGCGACAACAUCAGUUCUUUCAGAGGCGCAUAAUACUCUGCUGAAUCCAUGUACGGAUACCCUGCCUGCUGGUGUGCUGUUCUCGCUGUUCUGCGUGGGGACGACAAUGUGUUGGGUCGAUGCGCGGCAACUGGGGAUACCAUUCUUUCAAUCGGCAACAAAGAUUCUAGACCGCCUGAAUCGACGUGUAGAAAGGCUCUCCGCCACGGAUUUGGAGCUUCUGUCCUUCUUUAACAGAAGUCUGACGUACUGCGAGAUGCUCCUUGCGGUUGUAAGCCAAGACGAGAACGAUACAACCACACAUACCCAGUCCGACGGCGCACUGCAACUUGCUGAACGAUAUAUGGACGACUCUCCUCAUCCAUGGACAGGAAUUUCUCCCCUCUCGUCACAGCUUUUCGGCCAAUCAAUAAGUCUCUGUCGAAGUUUCCGGCGGAACCUCAAAUUACCUAAAGAGACAGGUCGAGAUUUCCAACGGGCUUUGGAAGAGAUACAAGAAGCACAGCGACUGGAGGAGAAACUACUGAGUCUCGAGUUUCAGAGUAGUCUUUCCACUACGAACACGGGCGAUUACCGAACACCAUCACUUCAUCUCGCACAGGUUGCAGAGGCCUAUAAACUUGCAGCGCUGCUCCAUCUCUACCAGACAUUCCCCGAUCUUGUGGCCCUGCGACUGCCGAGCAAUUCAGUGCAUGCAAACAGUCGACAUAUUCCCUGGGAGGAGUGGAUUAUCCCAUUAAGUCUUCGCCUGGUCAACGUUCUAGAACUCAUCCCGCCUAAUUCAGGUACUCGGGUUAUUCAGCCGUUGCUGUACAUCACCGCUAGUACGGGUCUUCGCUAUGAUACGACUACGAUGCUGGAUAUAUCGACGUUCCCCUCGGAAGCAGACUUUGCCUCGUCGAGUUUUGUUAAUGACCCCUUUGCGCCCCCACCUACGAACGUUAUAUCACGCUUGUCUCUUGAUAUCAGCAACGCGCGGCAUUUUAUUAUGGGACGGCUUAAUAUGUUGGAGAGUAGCCUGCCGCCCAAACCGGUUAUUAUGGCUAAGGAGCUUAUCAAGGCGAUUUGGGAGGCUUACGAUGAUGAACCGCCUGGUGUGGCUUCGGUGCAUUGGGUUGAUGUUAUGGAAGAUAAGAAUCUGAGGUCAAUGUUUGGGUAG